Molecule: messenger RNA, 3039 nt
Organism: Cynoglossus semilaevis (tongue sole)
Lineage: Eukaryota; Metazoa; Chordata; Actinopteri; Pleuronectiformes; Cynoglossidae
Product: MAU2 chromatid cohesion factor homolog
Exons: 18
Coding region: 55-1851 (598 amino acids)
Biological process (GO): mitotic sister chromatid cohesion
Molecular function (GO): protein binding
Source: RefSeq, a predicted model, not a curated record
UUGGCAACCCGUGAAUCUAGCUCUACCGCUGAAAAGUUGUUGUUGUGGGAGAAAAUGGCGUCUAACGUUGAGGCCCCGGAUCGCUGGUAUCUCGCCCUGCUCGGUUUUGCAGAGCAUUUCCGAACCUCUAGUCCGCCUAAAAUACGACUCUGUGUGCACUGCCUACAGGCAGUGUUUCAAUUUAAGCCUCCACAGAAGAUAGAGGCCCGGACACAUCUACAGCUCGGCUCGGUUCUCUACCACCACACGAAGAACAGCGAGCUGGCCCGCAGCCACCUUGAGAAAGCGUGGUAUAUUUCGCAGCAGCUCUCUCAGUUUGAAGAUGUUAAAUUUGAAGCUGCCAGUAUUUUAUCCGAACUGUUCUGCCAACAGAACUUGGUUGACUCUGCAAAACCUCUCCUGCGUAAAGCCAUUCAGAUUUCACAACAAACACCAUACUGGCACUGCAGACUGUUGUUCCAGCUGGCGCAACUCCAUACACUGGAGAAGGACUUGGUGUCGGCGUGUGACCUUCUGGGAGUUGGAGCAGAGUACGCUCGAGUGGUGGGCUCAGAAUAUACCAGGGCACUGUUUCUCCUGAGUAAAGGAAUGUUGCUGCUGAUGGAAAGGAAACUCGGGGAGGUGCAUCCUCUUCUCACACUGUGUGGAACUAUUGUGGAAAACUGGCAGGGCAACCCGAUCCAAAAGGAGUCUCUCAGGGUUUUCUUCCUGGUUCUACAGGUCACACACUACCUGGAUGCUGGACAGGUAAAAAGUGUGAAGCCAUGUUUGAAGCAGCUGCAGCAGUGCAUCCAGACCAUCUCCACACUCCACGAUGAUGAAAUUCUUCCCACCAACCCAGCUGACCUUUUCCACUGGCUGCCCAAGGAACACAUGUGUGUCCUUGUCUACUUGGUGACAGUCAUGCACUCCAUGCAGGCAGGCUACCUGGAAAAAGCCCAAAAGUACACAGAUAAGGCUCUUAUGCAACUUGAGAAGCUUAAAAUGUUGGACUGCAGCCCCAUCCUCUCUACAUUUCAAGUCAUCUUACUGGAGCACAUCAUCAUGUGCCGCCUUGUCACGGGCCACAAGGCCACUGCAUUACAGGAGAUUUCACAGGUCUGUCAGCUGUGCCAACAGUCCCCCAGGUUAUUCACCAACCAUGCCGCUCAGCUCCAUACGCUUUUAGGUUUGUACUGUAUCUCAGUGAACUGUAUGGAUAACGCAGAGGCCCAGUUUACCACAGCCUUACGGCUCACCACACAUCAGGAAUUGUGGACAUACAUCGUCACCAACCUGGCCAGUGUCUACAUAAGGGAAGGAAACAGACACCAAGAGCUGUACAGUCUGUUAGAGAGAAUAAACCCAGACCAUAAUUUCCCAGUCAGCUCCCACUGCCUACGUGCUGCAGCCUUCUACAUCAGGGGUCUCUUGUCUUUCUUCCAGGGGCGCUACAAUGAAGCCAAACGUUUUCUAAGGGAAACACUGAAGAUGUCAAAUGCUGAGGAUCUGAACAGACUGACUGCCUGCUCUCUGGUUUUACUAGGCCACAUCUUCUAUGUACUUGGAAACCACAGAGAAAGCAACAACAUGGUUGUGCCUGCCAUGCAACUGGCCAGCAAGAUCCCUGACAUGUCUGUUCAACUCUGGUCUUCAGCACUGUUGAAAGAUCUGAACAAGGCCCUCGGGAACAAUAUAGAUGCCCACGAAGCAGCCCAGAUGCACCAAAACUUCUCCCAGCAGUUGCUACAGGACCACAUUGCUGCUUGCAGCCUCCCUGAGCAUAACCUCAUUAGUUGGACUGAUGGCCCUCCUCCUGUCCAGAUCCAAGCUCAGAAUGGCCCCACCACCAGCCUCGCAAGCCUGCUAUGAGAACUUUCUAGAAAGCAUCCCAGUAGCUGGUACAUUAUCGCAAGAAAAAAAAAAUCUAAUGUGUAAAAUAUGAUCAGAUUUUAAGGUUUAAUUAUUUCACUUGACAUUUGAAACUGUAAAACCAAUGUAUUUAACCUCUAAUGACUUGGAUAUUUUUUUAUUGUUUUUUUUUUUUUUUUAACUGCAGGUCUGUUUUCUUCUUGAUUAAAGUAGCGAAUGACAAGCAGUGACAUGAGAAGGGGCUUCUUUCCAUCUGAUGUUGUGGAGUGGCCUUCGCUACAUUUUAGAUUUCCUUUUUCACAUACUGGAAAUAUGAUGAUAGCUAGGCACGGCAGUAAAGAAAUGUAGAAAAAAAUAAUUUAUUCAUGUUGAUAUUUUUAUAACUGUUGGUAAAUAUUUUACAUCUUGCCUUUUUGUAUGGAUGUUGUUUCUCUUUUCAUGCAUAGGUGUUACUGAAGAGGACCCAUGUACACUAUUUCUGAGCAGGGUUUCUAACAAGAAAAUCUUGGUAGGUAAUUUUUGUACAAAAUGUUAUAAAAUGGAGGUGUCCCGUGGUAUAUUUUCUAAGCACCGGAAAUCAGCUAAACAUUUAGCCGUUUGCAUCGUUUUCGGACAGCACAUAAUCAGCUCUGUGCAGUUCCUCUCCUAGGCCAGACAGUACCAGUGAUGGGUUUGUAAAUUAACAGUAUUUAACAUCAGGGUUUUAUAUUAUUUGGUUGAUAUUAGGAAUACCUUAUACAUUAAAAAAUACACAUUUAACUACUGUAUUUUUUGAAGUUCCAUUAUAUGUAUAAAAUGCCUUUUGAUGUGUUAAUUUUAUAAAACCAUUCUUAAAAUUUUGGUUAAUGGUUAAUCUUCAAAUAUUCAAAAUGAAUUUAUUUUUAUUUUUUCAAGUCUGUCCCAAUUAGUUACACUAAAUCAUUUCUGUACCGUAUGUAAAGAUUCACCACUUGUUAAACGUUUAUUGUACAGCAUCAGCAUCAACGUUUGGCGUUGGUUUAGGAGAUUGUGAGGAUGUAUUUUUUAGCUUUUCUGUGUAGAAGUCUAAAUGCUUGGUAUUUAAGGCACACUGUGAGGACACAGAGGGCUUUGAAUACUUGCCACAUUUUAUCCAAUGCCUAUGUUUUUAAUGCUUACAUUGUUCACUAUUUUUCUUUCCAAAUAAACUUUGAUUGAUUUUGUAAUGAA